Acanthoscelides obtectus is the source of this 390-nucleotide messenger RNA. The record is from the annotation of a GenBank genome assembly. NCBI's taxonomy places the organism in Eukaryota, Metazoa, Arthropoda, Insecta, Coleoptera, Chrysomelidae.
AUGGAAUCAUCCGCCUCCGGUUCAGGAGAAUCGCAAUCUCAAAAAAGAAGUGUUAUUUGGAUGCAUUUCACCAAUAUAUCGGAAGCUAAUGCAAAGUCUAAUCUUUGUAAAAAUAUUUAUUCGCAUAAAAAUGGAAACAUUAGCAAUUUAAGGAAGCAUUUGAAAACUAAACUUCCGAUUCUUUCAUUGGAAGGAGAAAGGGCAAAACGGCGGGUGGAAGACGAAAAUAUGCCUAGGUGCAAAAGGAACCUAGUUUCAGAAAACCUUAAAGCAGAAACAGAAGAGAAACUCUUAAAAUAUGAGGCUGAAAUUGAAGCUUUGAUUAAACAAUCAAAGGAGAAGGAUGAGUAUACCUAUUACCAGACUGCGAAGAAGAACAACAGAUAUUGA